CGCUUUAAUUCUUUUUUUUUCUUCUUUUCUAUUCUUACAAACAUGAGCGAUUACUCUUCAAGCUACAACAGUUUUGGUGGUGGUGACAUUAGCAACAAAAAGCAAGAAGUAAUGGAUCAAGUUCGUUCUGAACUUGCUUUAGCUAAUGCUCAAGAACUCAUCAACAAAAUCAAUGAAAAGUGCUACUUGAAGUGUGUCCCCAAGCCUGGACCUCGUCUUGAAUCUGGUGAACAAGCCUGUCUUUCAAAGUGUAUGGAUCGUUAUAUGGAAGCAUGGAACGUCGUCUCUCGCGCUUACAUCUCUAGACUUCAACGCGAACAACAAGGCGGAAGCUUGUAAUUUGAUGUUUUUUAUGUACAUAAAAAAAUUUUUUUUUCUCCCUC
Messenger RNA from Rhizopus microsporus ATCC 52813, 383 nucleotides. RefSeq names its product mitochondrial import inner membrane translocase subunit tim13. Bases 43 to 339 code for a protein of 98 amino acids. The record is from RefSeq and is a predicted model, not a curated record. The transcript has 3 exons. Lineage: Eukaryota; Fungi; Mucoromycota; Mucoromycetes; Mucorales; Rhizopodaceae.